AUGGAGGGAGACAGCCCGCAGAACUCCUCUGUCAACCGGACCAUGGACGUCCAGCUGGUCACGCACAGUCUGUGGGAGGUCAUCACCAUAGCGACUGUCUCCGCCAUAGUGAGCCUCAUCACUAUAGUGGGGAACGUCCUGGUCAUGCUGUCCUUUAAAGUCAACAGCCAGCUAAAGACCGUCAACAAUUACUACCUGUUGAGUUUAGCAGCUGCUGAUCUCAUCAUUGGAGUUUUCUCGAUGAACUUGUACACUUCGUAUAUUCUAAUGGGAUACUGGGCGCUGGGGAAUCUUGCUUGUGAUCUGUGGCUGGCGUUGGAUUACGUGGCGAGUAACGCAUCCGUCAUGAACCUACUAGUGAUCAGUUUUGAUAGAUACUUUUCCAUUACGCGACCUUUGACCUACAGGGCCAAAAGGACUCCCAAAAGAGCAGGGGUUAUGAUCGGUUUAGCCUGGCUGGUAUCGUUAAUUCUAUGGGCCCCACCGAUCCUCUGCUGGCAGUAUUUCGUCGGAAAGAGGACUGUGCCCGAGAGACAAUGCCAGAUUCAGUUUUUCUCGGAACCUGUUAUAACAUUUGGGACAGCAAUUGCAGCGUUCUACAUCCCAGUUUCAGUCAUGACUAUUCUGUACUGCCGGAUCUACAAAGAAACGGAAAAGAGGACCAAAGACUUAGCCGAGCUUCAGGGGACAUCUUACCCAACUGAUCAUAGCGUCAGCCAGCCGCAGAAGACAAUAAUAAGAUCUUGCUUUAGCUGUAAACUCAGAUCAACACCACAUGACCGAAAUCAAGCCUCCUGGUCGUCAUCAAGCAGAGGUAACGCUGUCAAAUCCGCAGCUGCAACCAACGAUGAGUGGUCCAAAGCCGGAGCACAGACUUCUUUUAACAGCUACGCAUCCUCGGAGGAUGAAGAAAGGCCUGCGUCUCCCAAGGGAUUCCAGUCCACCUUCAGGAAUCAGGCGUGCGAGGCGGGAAAGAAGAAAGACGAAAACGAGCAACUGAGCAGCUACGACGAGGACAGUUACUUCCAAACGCCGCCCAAGAGCAACUCGCAAAAGAGCGGGAAAUGCGUGUCGUACAAGUUCAAGCCCGUCGCCAAGGACAACAGGCAGGCGCAGGGCAGGAACGGCGAUUCCAAAACGCAGCUGAAUUUCAGUUCGGCGGAAUCCGUAAGCGUUCCGUCCACCUCGUCUACGUCGAAACCUACAGAUUCGUCGCUCAAGAAUCAGAUCACGAAGAGGAAAAGGAUGGUGCUGAUCAAGGAGAAGAAGGCCGCACAGACUCUUAGCGCCAUCUUGUUAGCCUUCAUCCUAACAUGGACGCCGUACAAUAUUAUGGUGCUGAUUUCUACCUUUUGUUCAGACUGCAUCCCUCUGUCCCUGUGGCAUUUAGGAUACUGGCUGUGCUACGUCAACAGCACCGUUAACCCCAUGUGCUAUGCGCUCUGUAAUAAGACCUUUCAGAAGACUUUCCGCAUGCUCUUGCUCUGUCAGUGGAAGAAGAAGAGGAUCGAGGAGAAGCUCUACUGGUAUGGACAGAACCCAGUGGUCAGCUCCAAAUUGACGUGA
Molecule: messenger RNA, 1566 nt
Organism: Boleophthalmus pectinirostris (great blue-spotted mudskipper)
Lineage: Eukaryota; Metazoa; Chordata; Actinopteri; Gobiiformes; Gobiidae
Gene: chrm5a
Product: cholinergic receptor, muscarinic 5a
Exons: 1
Coding region: 1-1566 (521 amino acids)
Biological process (GO): chemical synaptic transmission; G protein-coupled receptor signaling pathway, coupled to cyclic nucleotide second messenger; adenylate cyclase-inhibiting G protein-coupled acetylcholine receptor signaling pathway
Cellular component (GO): synapse; plasma membrane; dendrite
Molecular function (GO): G protein-coupled serotonin receptor activity; G protein-coupled acetylcholine receptor activity
Source: RefSeq, a predicted model, not a curated record